This is a messenger RNA of Lactuca saligna, 1458 nucleotides long. The record is from the annotation of a GenBank genome assembly. NCBI's taxonomy places the organism in Eukaryota, Viridiplantae, Streptophyta, Magnoliopsida, Asterales, Asteraceae.
AAGCAAUAUAAACUAGGCUGUUCAGGUUAAUAUAUGACUGGAGCCAUAAAAAUGUUUUGGGAUAAGAUUCUUGUGAUAUUUUUCACUUUGGCCCCUUGGAAAUGUUAAGUGGGUAAUGUCUCUGUAUUCGCGCACAAUUACAAACAUGUCAAUGCUGCUGAGUUCUUUUCGUAGUCAUUUCUUCAAACAGUUGGCGUGCACUUCCUUCUCGUCGAUUCGUGGCACAGCAAGUCUCGCUUCUGGUUCCAGUUCUAUAUUAUUUGGUUCAACCAAAGAUUACCCAUCAAGAAAUUUGACAGAUUUCUUGAAUUUGAGUUCAGUUCAUGCAGCAUUCUCUACAUCUUCUUCUAAUUCUGAAAGUCCGACAACUGGUUCGUACCUCUCUGUCGACAUACAAUGUCGUCAAGAUGUUGCAGAUAUGCUUUCGGAAGCUCUUUUAUGUUUUGGUGCUACUUCCACAACCAUGGUCGAGCCAGACACCUGCGACUCUAAUGACGAGGUUUCCAUUGGUUCGAUCUUCUUGGUAUCUCAAGACGUCCAUCAAAGUAUCACAUUCGCAGCUAAUUCAAUAGGUUUGAAAGAAACACCCGUUUACAAAGUCACAACAGGCUACCAAUCUGAUUGGAUCGAAAAUUCUCGAGAAUCAUUCCAUCCCAUUGAAGUUAAAGAAGGAGUUUGGAUUAUACCCGAGUGGAUAACACCCCCAGAUCUUCAAGCUACAAUCAUAACUCUAAACCCUGGCUUAGCAUUUGGAACAGGAGAUCACCCUACUACAAAAUUAUGUCUAUUGCUAUUACAUGAUUUAAUCAAAGGGGGAGAAACAGUUCUUGAUUAUGGCACAGGUUCUGGGAUUCUUGCGAUUGCAGCAUUAAAGUUUGGUGCAGCGAAAUCAGUUGGAUUUGAUAUAGAUCCUCAAGCAAUAACAGCCGCACAUUAUAACGCUGUUCUGAACAACAUAGGACCCAAGAAUUUGGAAUUGCGGCUUGUUCCUAGUAAUCCUAACGACACCGGUUCUUCAAGAGAGGAAUGGAAUUGGGCUAUGAAGAGUGAAGAGGAAUUAGAUGGGAAUGGAAUCAUCGAUGAGAAAGAGAAAUACGAUGUCGUUAUUGGGAACAUUCUUUUGAACCCUUUGUUAGAUUUGGCAGAUGAGAUUGUUUCUUAUGCGAAGCCUGGUGGUGUGGUUGGUCUUUCUGGGAUUAUCUUGGAACAGGUAUCAACUGUUGUAGAUCGAUACUCGAAUCUUCUAGAAGGUGUGACUGUCUCAAAGAUUGAUGACUGGGCUUGCAUACGUGGCACAAAGAGAAAUGCUUAGGUGGAGCAUGCAUGGAUCAGUUAUCAAGAAUGAAUGAGUUUUCGUACACGUGUUUUUGAUGUAUUAACUUUUUUCAAUUUCAAUGUUCUUAAUGACAUGGAGACAUAAUGUUUUUCCUUUUUUCGACAUAUAAUGAAACAAAAAAU